UUUUUUCUCUUCUGGUAACAUUAAAAUAUAACCUCUGUGCAGCGAAAUUAUUUUGGGUUUCGUGAAAAAUCCUAUUUGGAUUCAUAGUUUCCCAAAAAAUUAACCAUCAUGUCUAAUCUUCCGUACGGCCCUCCUGUAAAAAUCUCGCCUUUGAUCAAGUUUGGUCGCUGGUCCUUCCUAGCGACAGGAAUCCUGUACGGAGCCUUCCACCAGAACAGACUGUCCAAGAAGGAAGCCAAGCUGAGGGAGAUUGAAGCCAAGGAAAAGGUGAUCCGAGAUGAGAAGCUGAGGAAGGAGAAGGCACUGGCUGCGGCGGCUGAAAUAAAAGCACUGGAAGAGAUGGUGGCCACCAAGAAAUAGAAACAAUAUGAAGAAAGUUAGUUCAUAAGUUAAAUAGUGUUAAAAAGCUGCCAUCCUAAAAUCAGUGUUGCCGUUACAAUAAUAUGGCUUUGUGUAAAAAGAUCUAUGUAAAAAAACAGUUUUAAGAAAUGGUAACAAUUCCAUCUUUAUAAUAAUGUAUUUAUGAAGUAUAGGUGAAAAAAUUA
This is a messenger RNA of Maniola jurtina (meadow brown), 545 nucleotides long. RefSeq names its product ATP synthase subunit e, mitochondrial (gene ATPsynE). The transcript is spliced from 3 exons. Gene Ontology annotation, biological process: proton motive force-driven ATP synthesis. Gene Ontology annotation, molecular function: proton transmembrane transporter activity. The coding region runs from base 109 to 360 and encodes 83 amino acids. The record is from RefSeq and is a predicted model, not a curated record. NCBI's taxonomy places the organism in Eukaryota, Metazoa, Arthropoda, Insecta, Lepidoptera, Nymphalidae.